Molecule: messenger RNA, 651 nt
Organism: Penicillium malachiteum
Lineage: Eukaryota; Fungi; Ascomycota; Eurotiomycetes; Eurotiales; Aspergillaceae
Exons: 2
Coding region: 1-651 (216 amino acids)
Source: RefSeq, a predicted model, not a curated record
AUGGCUCCUCCUAUCCCUAUUGACCAGAAGCUUGCCCUACAACAGUGGGCUAAUAGCCGGGUUCCUAAGCCUAGCUUGACUGAAUGCCGUAUCUGGUUUGCGGAUACAUUCAAACGUCAAAUACCCCAAUCUACAACCGCAAGUAUCCUGAAACAGGAUAUCCUAUCUCAUCUUACCCAUAAGAAGGGAAGUAGGAUUCAGAAGCAGACUGUUCCACGGGAUACACGAGGUCCACGAGAUCCACGAUCUCAAGAAUCAAAUUGGCCUCUGCUUGAUUUAGCCCUAUUUGAAUGGCAGCAACGGCUUCAAUCCCAUUAUAACUUUCCUGUCUCUGGUGAUAUGUUAAGGAAGCAAGGCCAGGCGAUUUGGAAUGAUCAAAAGGCGCCUUCUUUUAGCAGAGGGUGGUUAGACAGGUUUCAAAAACGAUAUGACCAUCGAUCCGUGAUUAAGCAUGGUCUAAUUGUUUCUAUCCCAACUGAUGCUGAUUAUCAGAUGGAACAUGUUUGGUUGAUGGAAUAUGUUCAUUUGAUCGCUAAACAAUAUGACUCUGCGGUAUUGGCAGGGUUGGAGCGGUUACCAAUUACUCUUCAACAGGGUUUAAAGUUGGGGGGAGGAUUUCUUACGUUUCAUGGAAUCUCAGAAAUUUACUAA